Clunio marinus is the source of this 216-nucleotide messenger RNA. NCBI's taxonomy places the organism in Eukaryota, Metazoa, Arthropoda, Insecta, Diptera, Chironomidae. The record is from the annotation of a GenBank genome assembly.
AUGAACUUGAAAAAAGGGCAACUUGACAAGUGGUUUUGGAUAGGUGGUUUGUUUUUGCUGGUUUGGAUCGAGUUGUUAAGGCACGAAUUGAUCGGAAAAAGAAUAACGACUGCUGUGGUAAAAUUUAUUGUUGGUUUACAACAUUACAAAGAAGGCAAUUGGAAGUACAUACAAAAUAGCAAAUGGUCGUGUAGAACUUUAGGACGAUUUCAAUAA